Actinia tenebrosa (Australian red waratah sea anemone) is the source of this 1503-nucleotide messenger RNA. RefSeq lists its product as uncharacterized. The record is from RefSeq and is a predicted model, not a curated record. NCBI's taxonomy places the organism in Eukaryota, Metazoa, Cnidaria, Anthozoa, Actiniaria, Actiniidae.
AAGCAGAGUGCGUGACGUCAACACUUUGACUUUGUUCCUCUAUAUAUUUGGGUGCGAAUCGAGGGGUUUUCAUUUAGUGGGCAGAUCUGCCUUUAAACAACUCUCCAGUCUUAAUUUAGAAGAGUAAGUAUCUUGGAAAUCCUCGAGCAGGUACCAUUAUGUCACUUGGCCCCUUUCUGCUUGGUGCCGCGGUAACGUUAAUUCUAACGUCCGUGUGCUCUGCUGACAUCUGUGAUCUUGGCCCUCCGGGUCGGUUCUGUCUGAACUCGCUUGUGGGCUACCAUGAAUGUAUUUACAAUAGAAAUACAUCAAAGAUGGAGCACCAUAUUGUCACUUGCCCGUUUGGAACAAGGUGUUCCUGCAUGGGUAUUCCUUGCAAGACAAGCUCUCCAUGCCAGAAGUUUAUUCUCCCUCCAGUCAUGCCUCGCAGCUACAGAGCUGAAUACAACGAAAAGAAGACCAUUUGUUCACCAGCUGGAUGUAGGCCAACGUACAGUCGCUUUGCCAUCUACAGGGAUGCAUUGAACCAAAGGUACAAGGAGAUUCGAACUAUCUCGAAUAAGAACCCGACCUACGAGUACGAUAUCGUGUUGCCUAUCAGACGCUGGAAAUUUGCUAGGUACCGUAUUGUCCCAGGCACAAGGUCUUGCACUAAAACUAUCCUCUUUCGUUUCCCGCCAAAAAUCCAAGUCCCGGCAAAAUUCAGCUACAGCGGUCGUCGCUACGUGUACGGUGAAUACACAAAGAAGUGGGUUUGGAUGUCCGGUGGACGACACAGCGGUCAAGGGGUCAAUGUCCAGAUCUGGGACACUGCCCAGACAAUAGAUGGAACCCCGACAGUUGUGCAGUAUACGGUCAAUUACCCGGGAAGUCAGAUGUCUAGGACGAGCGUCAAAAUUGAUCGUUAUUACUAUAUGUUCAAGCCUGGUGUACCCUCGAGCAUCGAGUUCCAGCUUCCUACUUUUUGCCGUCGAUAAAAAUAGAAUACCUCAAUCAAGACUGACCGGAAUGGAAAAGUUAUUAGCAUGAUCAAGUGACCCUUACAGUCAACCUCUUGCCAAUCAAAGUUUAAAUCUUUCUUAUCAUUUUACGUCAUGACAGCCAUGUUGGUGUCAUGAGUUUAUAACACCAACAUGGCCGCCAUGUCAUAAGACUCUAUUUGGGAAUAUAUACUUGAAAACCAAUUAGAACGCUAAUGUAACUUAAAGGACUUUAAUCCGUGACACGAUGCCUUACCCUCCCCUCUCCCCCAAGCCAAUAGCGUCAACCUGGUUCCCAGGGCUCCCUCUCCUCUUAGAUGGCGAGGAUGCCCUGGGAACAGGGCUAAGUCAACUGAUCAUGGGAAUAGCUGUAGAAAACACACGCAAAUCAAUGAGCUAAAACAUCCCCAUUUGGGAGAUAGAGAGUAAGUUAAGUAACAAAAGCAGCGUUUCUGGUAAUAGUAGUUUUAAAUUCCAAGUUUAAUAACGAAAAAUAAAUAACAAAAAACAAAAACAAAAAAAA